This is a messenger RNA of Talaromyces amestolkiae, 1875 nucleotides long. RefSeq lists its product as uncharacterized. Gene Ontology annotation, biological process: transmembrane transport; metal ion transport. Gene Ontology annotation, cellular component: membrane. The transcript is spliced from 3 exons. The coding region runs from base 1 to 1875 and encodes 624 amino acids. Lineage: Eukaryota; Fungi; Ascomycota; Eurotiomycetes; Eurotiales; Trichocomaceae. The record is from RefSeq and is a predicted model, not a curated record. Gene Ontology annotation, molecular function: metal ion transmembrane transporter activity.
AUGUCGAGUCCACUCUCAGACGAUACGAACAACAAUGUCAGGCCCCCGGCGGCGUCAUCGGUGUCAGGCCAGACGGCGGCCAGCCAGUCGGGCAUUAUUCCUGAGCUUACACCGCAAGAAUACCGAGAAGCUAUUUCCUUUCACGCAAAACAGACGACUCGUCAAUCUGCUUAUCCUGGGCAGAACUUUGAAGGUUUGGAUGAUUUUCUGGAACGCAACUUCAUUCCGCAGUAUAUGCCAACGCGUCCAAGCUUUCGUAUGAAUGGAAAUCGGAACAGCAACGCAAGUAGAUCACCAAGUUUGAACACCCUGGCAUCACCAUCACUGGCCACGCUGUACACUUUACAGCACUCCUUAGAGGUCGGAACUGCCAAUGGUGCAAAUGUGUAUAGAAAAGUUGAACACCUUGAUACUGCCUCGCAACUACCCCAAUAUUUUCAAUCUAUACCAGCAAUUCCAAAUACGAAUGGUGCCAUACUUCGGAGACACAGCACUAAUAGCAAGAUCAAUAACAGCAGCAAUAACAACGACAACACUCAGUACAAAUCACAUGUACUAUUUAUGGCUGGGUAUCCAACAUCCGAAUGGCUGACCACAAUUGGAUCUUUGAUUCAAGUUGAUCCACAGCACUAUGAGCGACAUCUUUCAUUCCUAUAUCGACAAUCCUACUAUACAUCGCCAUCCCUACCUUCUACGGAGCAGAACAUCAUCUUUCUUCGCUUCAUUACCCUUGGGCGUCGAUACUCCAAAGGCAAUACUCAGGAACAUAUCGAUCGGUUGCGGAAACAUGGAGCUAGUGAAAUGGAGCAAUACCAACAUUACUUGAAACUCAAUCGGGAGGUCAAGCCUGGAGAUUCAAUUGUGAGGAGGUACUCCGUGCUUGAUGAUGAACACUUUUCGAUCGAGCAGGAUAUUUCAGUUUCGUUGAACUUUACAGGCAAGCAAUGGGUUGCGUUGGUACUGUAUGAUUCCGGGAAUGACCUUUUGGAAAGCAUCAGAGGGCCCUGGCUCGACGAAGAUGAUCAUGUCGACCCUCCAGGUACAAGAUGUAAAACGAGCUUUCUACCUACCAUCCGUCAUCGAGCCAAACUCGCGCUCAAGUCGAAGAAAUACACGCUACCUCUUGAAGAGCAAGGAAAGGGCGGAGAAGUGCCACAGGUUGCAUCGCUUAUCAGACGGGACUAUGGAAAAUUAUUAGACUGGCCGACGAUGAAAUUAGACCCUUUCUACGCACUGCAUGAGCUAUUUGAAUAUUCCGCUGCAUCAGAAUUGCAAUUUUUGAAUCUCGUGGAGGAUAAGCUCGCUUCUGAAACGAACUACGAAGCCCUACUUGCUACAGAAACUGUGUCUUUAUCCAACUUGCUCUACAUACUUGAGAUAUUACAAGCUCAUUCACGUCGACUAGCUGAGACCAUUGAGAAAAUUAAAUGCCGAGGGAGCGCUCAAUGGCCACACGCACCCGAGAACACGGAGUCAGGCAAAAAGGCCAAAGAGGCAGCCGAUGUCCUUCUCCGAGACUACAAAUUCCUACAAUCUAAGGCACACAACCUCGCCCAGCGAUGCGAGCGCAGCAUGACGGUGAUCAUGAAUAACGCUAACAUUGCCGAAUCCAAACGAGCAAUCGAACAAGCCAAACGUGUCGGGAAAUUAACCAUGUUGGCGUUCUUCUACGUUCCGUUAUCGUUCACGGCAUCUUUCUUCGGUAUGAAUUUUGAUCAGUUUGAAACCGGUCCUUAUUUGGGGGUCUGGGUUUGGUUUGUUGUUACAAUACCGGUGAUGCUGUUGUCGAUUGCCUUCUAUCAUUGGGACAUGUCAAAGGCGCUAGAAUAUGGAGCGGAGAUAUUGAGCAAGGUGAGGCUUUCAUGGGCGACGUGA